AUGGCUACCAGCGCUCCCUCUGCUGGACAGACUUGGCCAAUCAAUCCCGCUCAGGCCUUCAGUCCUUCGUCGAACCGCUCGAACCGCUCAAGGCAGGUCGUCAGCCAUCACCCUGCCGCUGUCGGCAUCAGCGGCAUCUCGAGAGACGCCGCCAUCCAGACAUCGAUCGCCAACGAUCUCAACCAGAUCCGCAGCGUUCAGGUAUCGAGGCCGGCUAUCGAGGAAUCCGAGCACGUCCGCAGCGGCCGCAUCUCGCCAUCGAAGCCGCGAAGGCACAUCGACAGGAACCUCCUGCUGUCGAUCCGAGCAGUCCAGCUGCAGAAGCGUCCCGAAAGGCGCAGCUCAGAUCGGAGCGUCAAGGCCGAGUCCAGCGAGCCCCCUUCUCGAUUCCUCGGGCCCGACUUGUCCUCGACAAGACCCGCCUCUGCAGCCGCUGCUUCGCUAGCAACUGGCUCUCCCGCCGUCCCCGACGCUGGCGCCGGCGGUGACGACGAAAAGAAGGGCCGGCGUCCUCUGUCAGAGAAGCGCGACUGGUUCCAGCUUGCGGUACGCGGCCGCAAGGCGAAGAUCGUCGCUCAGCAGAUGGAGUCGUCCACGUCUCCCUUGCUCGAUGGCUCCGACGCGGCCGAGCACCGGUCCGACGCCGUCAAGACGGCGGUUGCUCCUGCUGCUGCAACGGCGCCGGCGGACAGCGCAUCCAGCGACCUAUCCCUAUCCGGUCUGGCGGGGCUGCAGACCGAGGUGAUGGGUCCGCCGCCGCAGCUUCCACAGGAUGCCGCCUACCCUCCGCUCGACCCCAUGGCAGAGUACCUGGUCCCGGUCCCCGUCGGCAACAAGAAGAAGCCGGCCGCGCCGCCGCCGAUGCGGCCAACGGCUCCCGAAGACUACGUCGCUCCCGUCGGCCGACACGGAAAGAUGCCAUACGGCCUCGCACUCGCCGUCCAGGAGGCCGAGGCCAAGAAGAGCUCCAAGGCCAAGCAGCCGCAGCCGCAGCAGCAGCAGAAGACCGCCGCAACGCCGACUCUUGGGUUCAAUGGUUCGAUGUUACAGGUUGGGCGAUGCCCGCCACCUCGCCCGGCGCUUUGA
Pseudozyma flocculosa PF-1 is the source of this 1086-nucleotide messenger RNA. RefSeq lists its product as uncharacterized. The coding region runs from base 1 to 1086 and encodes 361 amino acids. The record is from RefSeq and is a predicted model, not a curated record. Lineage: Eukaryota; Fungi; Basidiomycota; Ustilaginomycetes; Ustilaginales; Ustilaginaceae. The transcript is spliced from 2 exons.